AUGUUGAAGAGAUUGUCUACCCAGCUCAAGCGCAAUAAGGACACCAAUGGCGACGCUGAACCCAAGGCUCCCAAAGAGAACGGAAGUAAGCGCUUCUCCAAGGCUGCGCCCGUCAGGAAGUCCUCCGUCGCUCAAGAAGACAACCACCAGGUGAAGCGCGCCGAGGUUGUCGCUGUCUUUGAGAAGUAUGCGCAGGCGAUUCACGCUUCGCGCGAACCUCUGCCUAAUCAGACCGGUGAUGGCACCUACCUCAAGCACGACCAGUCUUCUGGUCUGAUCAAUGACAUCAAAUCACUCGGUUUCCGCGAUAUCAACACUGUCAAGGAUUUGAUUAAGAGCAAGGCCUCCGGCGAGCUUGUCGACGACAAGACCUACCUUAUGGAGCGCAUUAUUCAGAUGGUUGCCGAUCUCCCCGGCCAUUCGAAGAACCGUACCGAGCUCACCAACCAGUUCCUGGAUGAGCUAUGGAACUCCCUGCCUCACCCCCCUCUCUCCUACAUGGGAGAUGAGUACAAGUACCGCUCUGCCGAUGGCUCCAACAACAACCCGACUCUUCCCUGGCUCGGUGCGGCCAACACCGCCUACUGCCGCACCAUUCCCCCCAUGACCAUUCAGCCCAGCGGUCUGCCCGAUGCCGGUCUGAUCUUCGACAGCUUGUUUGCCCGUCAAGAGUUUACCCCUCACCCCAACGGUGUAUCGAGUAUGUUCUUCGACUGGGCCUCCCUCGUGAUUCACGAUAUUUUCCAGACCGAUUACCGCCAGCAACACCUGAACAAGACCUCUGCUUAUCUGGAUCUCUCCAUUCUGUACGGUGACGUUCAGGAACAGCAGGAUAUGAUCCGUUCUCAUGAGGGUGGUAAAUUGAAGCCCGAUACCUUCUCAGAGGGUCGUCUACAGGCUCUUCCGGCUGCUUGCGGUGUUUUGCUGGUUAUGCUUAAUCGUUUCCAUAACAACGUGGUCGAGCAGCUGGCCGAGAUCAACGAGAAUGGCCGCUUCACCAAGCCCCGCGAUGGUCUGCCUGCUGAGGAGGCUGAAAAGGCCUGGAAGAAGUAUGAUGAGGAUCUGUUCCAGACUGGCCGCCUCAUUACUUGCGGUUUAUACAUCAACAUCACCCUGUACGACUACCUCCGCACUAUUGUCAACCUGAACCGCACCAACUCCACCUGGUGUCUGGAUCCCCGUGCUCAGAUGGAAAAGGCUGGUUCUACACCUUCCGGCCUGGGUAACCAGUGCUCCGUCGAGUUCAAUCUGGCCUACCGCUGGCACUCGACCAUCUCCCAGGGUGAUGAGAAGUGGAUUGAGCAGGUUUACUAUGACCUCAUGGGCAAGCCCGCUGAGCAGGUCACCAUGCCGGAGCUGCUGAUGGGCAUGAAGAAGGUCGAGGGUAUGCUCGAUGCUGACCCCUCCAAGCGUACCUUCGCCCACCUGAAGCGCCAGGAGGACGGUACCUUCAAGGAUGAGGAGCUCGUCCAAAUUCUCACCCACGCUACUGAGGAUGUUGCCAGCUCUUUCGGUCCCCGCAAUGUCCCCAAGGCUCUCCGCUCCAUUGAGAUCCUCGGUAUCGAGGCUGCCCGCCGCUGGCAUGUCGGUUCACUCAACGAGUUCCGUAAGCACUUUGGUUUGAAGACUUACGACACCUUUGAGGAGAUCAACUCCGACCCGGAGAUUGCCAACACCCUGCGCCACUUGUAUGAGCACCCUGACUACGUCGAGCUGUACCCCGGUAUUGUUUCCGAGGAGGCCAAGGAGCCCAUGAUUCCUGGUGUCGGUAUUGCCCCUACCUACACCAUCUCCCGCGCUGUCCUGUCCGAUGCCGUGGCCCUGGUCCGUGGUGACCGUCACUACACCAUUGACUACAACCCUCGCAACCUGACCAACUGGGGAUACAAUGAGUGCCGCUACGACCUGAACAUCAACCAGGGUUGCGUAUUCUAUAAGUUGGCUACCCGUGCUUUCCCCAACUUCUACAAGCCUGAUUCCAUCUACGCUCACUACCCUAUGACCAUCCCCAGCGAGAACACGAACAUCAUGAAGAUGCUCGGCCGUGAACAGGACUACUCAUGGGACCGUCCCGCUUACACUCCACCCCGCGUGAACCUUCUCGCGCACGAGAACGCCAAACUGGUCCUCGAGAACUCAGCCUUCAAGGCCUCCUGGAGCCGUUCCAUGGGUGAGCUCUUCGGAAAGGGCGAGUGGGACUCCAAGCAGCGUGCCGCUUUAGGCCAGGCCUUCAACACCGAGGACUUCCCCAAGCUAGUCAAGAAGUUCUACGAGGACAUCACUAUCCGACUCAUCUCCGAGAAAGGUGCCAAAUUGGCUGGUAUCAACCAGGUCGACAUCACCCGUGACGUUGGCAACCUGGCUCACAUCCACUUCGCAUCCGCUGUCUUCGGCCUGCCGCUGAAGACUGAGGAGAACCCUGCUGGUCUAUUCACCGAGCACGAGUUGUACAUGAUCGUGACAACCAUCUUCUCUGCUCUCUUCUUCGAUGUUGAUGCCACCAAGUCGUACUCCUUGAAUCGUGCCUCCUCGGCAGUCGCCACCCAGCUCGGCCAAGUCGUCGAGGCUACCGUCAAGGCCGACACUAGCCACGGUAUUGUCAGCAACCUGAUGAACAACUUCCGUGGCCACGACAACGCUCUCCGCGAGUACGGCACUGCUGCCCUCCGCCGCCUCCAGGAGGCCGGUCUCAGCUCCUCUGAGAUCACCUGGUCCCAGAUCAUCCCUCUGAUCGUUGGUAUGAUUCCUAACCAGGGCCAAGUCUUCACCCAAAUUAUUGAGUAUUACACCUCACCCCAGGGUAAGGCACACCUGUCCGAAAUCAACCGUCUCGCCAAGCAGGACACCGUCGAGAAUGACGAGGUGUUGUAUCGCUACUGUCUCGAGGCCAUCCGUAUCAAUGGAACCUUUGGUGCCUACCGUGAGGCCUCGAGCCCCAUCACCGUGCAGGACGGCGGCAAGACCAUCGAGAUCAAGCCUGGCGACAAGGUCUUCGCUUCCUUCGUGCAGGCCAAUCAUGACCCCACUAUCUUCCCCGAGCCCAACGAGAUCAAGCUCGACCGUCCCCUUGACUCCUACAUCAACCACGGCCAAGGCCCAAACACCGGCUUUGGUCAGCAAAUCACCAAGAUUGCCCUCGUCGCUAUGCUGCGCGUCGUCGGUCGUCUAGAGAACCUACGCCGUGCCCCUGGUGCUCAGGGCCAGCUCAAGAAGAUCCCCCAGGAAGGUGGCUAUUACGUCUACCUCCGCCAGGAUGGCACUUCUUACUUCCCCUUCCCGAUGUCGCUCAAGCUCCACUGGGAUGGCGACUUCCCUCCCAAGUUCUAA
Messenger RNA from Penicillium maclennaniae, 3327 nucleotides. Its product is annotated as peroxidase/cytochrome P450 family protein. Gene Ontology annotation, biological process: response to oxidative stress. Gene Ontology annotation, molecular function: iron ion binding; peroxidase activity; heme binding. Lineage: Eukaryota; Fungi; Ascomycota; Eurotiomycetes; Eurotiales; Aspergillaceae. Bases 1 to 3327 code for a protein of 1108 amino acids. The transcript is spliced from 5 exons. The record is from RefSeq and is a predicted model, not a curated record.